UCCUUUCUUGCCGGUCGAUCGCAAUCGUACGCUCCUCAUGUGGAUCUUUGGCUAUGGCUCCAUUGUCUGGAAGACGGACUUUCCGGUCGAAGACACCAUGUUUGGCUAUGUCGAUGGCUGGCACCGGCGCUUCUGGCAGGGCAGUCCCGACCAUCGGGGCGUGCCCGGCGCGCUUGGCCGCGUCGUGACGCUCAUCAAGGACGCCGACAUGGCGCCGUUCGCAUCGCUGGACCGCCACGCAUCGCGUUGCGCGCCGACGUGGGGGCGCAUCUACAAGGUGCCCGCGGACGAAGUGCCCGAGAUCCUCGCCCAGCUCGACCACCGGGAAAAGGCAGGCUACGAUCGCGCCGAAGUCGACGUGCACUGCACGGACGGCGUGGUACGCUCGGCGCUAGUCUUUAUUGCGACGCCCGACAACUCGGACUUUCUCGGGCCGGCGCCGCUGGAUAUCAUGGCCCACGAGAUCCGUACGCGCGUCGGGCCCAGCGGCCCAAACUUGGAGUAUUUUGAAAAGCUCUGCCAAUGCAUGCGCGACAUCCACGUUGAGGACCCGCACUUGCUCGACCUCGAAGCCGCCAUCGCGCAGCAAGCUAAAGCGACAUGAUAACACAGAA
This is a messenger RNA of Saprolegnia parasitica CBS 223.65, 614 nucleotides long. RefSeq lists its product as hypothetical. Gene Ontology annotation, molecular function: phosphatase activity; gamma-glutamylcyclotransferase activity; glutathione specific gamma-glutamylcyclotransferase activity. Gene Ontology annotation, cellular component: cytoplasm. The transcript is spliced from 7 exons. Lineage: Eukaryota; Oomycota; Saprolegniomycetes; Saprolegniales; Saprolegniaceae. Gene Ontology annotation, biological process: glutathione catabolic process; dephosphorylation. The coding region runs from base 38 to 604 and encodes 188 amino acids. The record is from RefSeq and is a predicted model, not a curated record.